CUAAGUUUGGAAACGCAUUGUAACCUCUCCAUAUUUCACCGCGACUACUUUAACAAGCUCUAGUGAAAGUUAUUGCCAGUUUUCAAGUGUGUUUUUCAGAAUCCUCGUCAUAAACAAAGCUUCUGCGUGACUGCUAGUGAUAAAACAACAACCACAACCAAGAAUGUGACGAAUAAUCUCUGUGGUCUCUUAAAACAAUCCCGGAGAGACUCUUAAGUGUUUGAAAAUACGAACACUAGAAAGAAGGAACAGAUGAAACGAAAGGGGCCAGUAGCGUGUGUAUUGAGUGAUGAGUUGCUGACACAGAGAUGCUGGGAAUAGCAACACCGAAGAGGCUGUUUGUGACGCGGGAACAGUGAAGAUUAAAAGCAUGGCGAAGAGAGUGAAGUAGUGGCUUAGUGGCGUAGUAUAAGAUGCAUAUUGGUGCUUAUAGAAGUUAAGUGUGUGUAUCAGAAAUAACUCCAGCAAGCUUUCAAGAUAAAAAGGGUAUGGGGCAAAGAUGGCGUGGAGCUUCGACAAGACGGGAGAGGUGAUCCUGUGGGGUGCCGUGAGUGGAGGCGUGGCGCUGCUACUGAAAGGUCUGGGUUUCUCCUUCUGCAGCUGGAUAUUCAUCGGCUGCUGGUUCCUCUCCGCCGCCACCGCCCUCCAGCUGUCCUGCAUUAAGGUGCCGGCGGCAGGUAAGGCAGUGGUGGUGACGGGAUGCGACCAUGGUAUCGGCCACGCCCUUGCCCUCCACCUCCAUCAGCAGGGCUUCCGAGUGUUUGCUGGGUGUUUGAAUGACGCCGGAGAGGGUGCGGCAAGGCUGAGGGAGCAACACUCGGAGAGACUCAUUGUUUUGCCUAUGGAUGUCACCAAGCAAGAGCAGCUGAACGCGGCAGUGCAGGAAGUGAAGCUGCAGCUACCGGAAAGAGAGGUGCUGUGGGGGCUUGUCAACAACGCAGCUAUCAUGUCGAGGGGCUACGUGGAAUGGGUACCGCUACACACCUACAGGAAGAUCAUUGACGUUAACGUGCUGGGGAUGCUAGCGGCCACUAAAGCCUUCCUGCCGCUCAUCCGCAGAGCCAGAGGUCGGGUAGUCAACAUGUCCAGUGUGUCGGGGGUGAUCGGAACAGGCAUCCUCUCUCCUUACACCAUCAGCAAGUACGCAGUGGAGGGCCUCAGUGACUGUCUCAGACAGGAGAUGAGGCAGUGGGGCGUGGCUGUCUGUGCUGUAGAGCCGAGUAACUUCAAUGCUGCGACCCAACUGCUGACGGCGACCAGAGUGGAGAACGAGGGCUUAGAGAUGUGGGAGUCCAUGCCAGAGGUAGUGAGGUCUGAUUACGGCAAGCAUCACUUCGACAGCGUCAUGAGAGUACUACGGGAGUCUGUACAGGGAGGGGAGAAGGACCUGACACCUGUGCUGGCUGCUCUGACGGAAGCACUGACACAGAGGUUCCCCCGCGCUCGCUACCGUGUGGUCGACACUUACUACUUCCUCAAGGUUGCCGCUGCUAUCCACCUGCCGGAGUGGAUGUUUGACCUGUUGUACCUGCCGUAGCAAACGUUUCCUUCCAUCACCUGUAACCCUUCCUGACUCCACCUUCCUCACCAUCACCACCUUCCCCAUCACCAUUAUCACCAUCACACGCCGCCCCCAUCGUCACCUCAUCUAUGACUGAAGCACACAUUGUUGGUGUCUCAGGGUUCCUGUUGCCAUAGCUUAACUACUUAAGAUAAUACGUCAUGUGUCUGUUUAAAGGACGCCUAGUGCAGUGCGUUUAGUUUCCUUUCGCACUGAGUUUGUUAUAAAUGUAUCUUGUAUUGAUAAAAAUGAAAUAAACCUGUGCUUGAUAA
Messenger RNA from Portunus trituberculatus (swimming crab), 1833 nucleotides. Its product is annotated as D-beta-hydroxybutyrate dehydrogenase, mitochondrial-like. NCBI's taxonomy places the organism in Eukaryota, Metazoa, Arthropoda, Malacostraca, Decapoda, Portunidae. The record is from RefSeq and is a predicted model, not a curated record. Gene Ontology annotation, molecular function: oxidoreductase activity. Bases 500 to 1537 code for a protein of 345 amino acids. The transcript has 9 exons.